AUUUUUUCAGCAUCGCACUGUGGUGGCAACAUUGAGAUAUCCGCCCCCUUCCUGCUCUGCAGCCGGCCAAUCCGUUGUUUACGUUUGGCAGACGCUUUUGCUUUUUGGCACAAGUUUAUCUUAAGUUUUAAACCCAGAGCAUUAUUUUUUUGCAAGUAUCUCUUUCAUUUGAUUUAUAAUGGAAGCUCACAAUAGUGACUCUGAAAGGAAAAAAGCUCUCAUCACUGGAAUAACUGGACAGGAUGGCUCAUAUUUAGCCGAACUGCUUUUGGAAAAGGGAUAUGAAGUUCAUGGAAUAAUUCGUCGUGCCAGCACAUUUAAUACAGGUCGCAUCUCACAUCUCUACAAGAAGCCGCAGGAACAUACUGGUGGCUCCAUGAAGCUGCAUUACGGAGAUAUGACAGAUAGUAGCUGCCUUGUUAAACUUAUAGGGACCAUACAGCCUCAUGAAAUUUAUAAUUUGGCUGCACAAAGUCAUGUUCAGGUAUCUUUUAAUCUCAGUGAAUACACAGCUGAAGUUGACGCUGUAGGAACACUCCGUCUACUGGAUGCAAUUCGCACUUGUGGAUUAGAGAAAUCAGUCAAACUAUAUCAAGCUAGCACAUCAGAAAUGUAUGGUCUGGUCCAAGAAACCCCACAAAAAGAAACAACACCAUUCUACCCUCGAUCACCUUAUGCAUGUGCUAAGCUUUAUGCUUAUUGGAUUGUUGUAAAUUACCGUGAGGCUUAUUCAAUGUUUGCUUGCAAUGGAAUUCUCUUUAACCACGAGAGUCCAAGAAGAGGAGAAAACUUUGUCACAAGAAAAAUAACUAGAUCUGUGGCUAAAAUCCAUUUAAACCACAUUGAAUGUUUUUAUCUUGGAAAUCUGGAUUCUAAGAGAGAUUGGGGACAUGCAAAAGAUUAUGUUGAGGCCAUGUGGAUGAUGCUGCAACAAGAGAAGCCAGAGGAUUUUGUUGUUGCUACUGGAGAAACACAUAGUGUGCGGGAGUUUGUCGAGGCAUCUUUUGCAUAUGUUGGAAAAGAGAUUGUGUGGGAAGGUGAAGGCAUUAAUGAAGUUGGGAAAGAAAAAGACACAGGAAUUGUAAGAGUAAAAGUGAACACCAAAUACUUCAGGCCAACAGAAGUAGAUUUUCUCUUGGGUGACGCCAGCAAGGCAAAGAAGCUUCUUGGGUGGAAACCAAAAGUUUCAUUCGAGGAACUAGUGAAGGACAUGAUGGAUGCCGAUUUAGAUUUGAUGAGAAGAGAUCCUACAGCAUAAUCUAAUCUCUCACCCAAAGUCAAGAGGAUUCUUGGCUGAAAUAGUUGGUGUCUUGACAUUCCACUGCCUCUAUUGUGCUGUAACUGAUCAUUAUUCUGAUGUCACCAAGGAGUUGCAUUGAGUUUCUUGAAACUAUUCUUUUUUUAUAAGAUAUUCUAGAAUGAUAAUGUUAAUGAAAAUCAAUUCAUCAAAAUCAUGUACUGUUCUGUUGUUUUUAAUCAUAUAUUUAUUGUGACUUGUAUUUCAUUUACUCAGCUUAAAAUGAUUUAUCACUUGUGAGGGUAACUGUGCAGUGUGUACAUGUUAUAUUUCAUCUGGAUGAUGCUGUUAAUUUGUUAUGCAGUAUGCACUGUACCACAAAUACUUUCCAGUUAUUGAAUUUAUGUUUUUGAUUGAGCACAAAAAUGUGUUAUUUGAUGAUGUGAUACGCAGUGAGGCAAGUUCAUAUCAUUUCACACUGCUGCCCCUAGCUGAGAUCAAUUAGGGAAUGUUUGUUUCACUUUGAUGACUGACAAAGCUCUGUUUGGUCAAUUCUGUCAUUUGGCCAGUAUUGAUCUGUUUCUGUUAUUUUAUGCAUUUUGAUGGGUCUGUGGUACUCCAGUACCUGCUUGAAUUUGUGAUUUUACUUAAGUUUUACUAUAAUCAUUAUGUUGCAUUUUAUGAUGUAUGUUAUACCAGAGUUAUGUUUAUAUUUUUCUUUGUUUUGUUAUUUUUUCAUAAAAUCCUCUCCUUUAGUGAAAGUAGUAACUUUCUUUUUGGUGUGGAAAUUGUAUCAACUAUUUUAUUUCACCAAUGUAUUUAAGUCUGAUUCAAGAUAUGGCCUAUUGAACACAAAGUAAUGAUUUUAGAAACGGACGACGCAUGUUACCAGAAAGGGGUGUCACACCCACACCUACCCACAAUGUAAAUAAAAUGAAAUGAAAUUUUACAGCA
Thrips palmi is the source of this 2191-nucleotide messenger RNA. RefSeq names its product GDP-mannose 4,6 dehydratase (gene Gmd). The coding region runs from base 179 to 1258 and encodes 359 amino acids. NCBI's taxonomy places the organism in Eukaryota, Metazoa, Arthropoda, Insecta, Thysanoptera, Thripidae. The record is from RefSeq and is a predicted model, not a curated record. The transcript has 8 exons. Gene Ontology annotation, molecular function: GDP-mannose 4,6-dehydratase activity. Gene Ontology annotation, biological process: GDP-mannose metabolic process.